Molecule: messenger RNA, 948 nt
Organism: Helicoverpa armigera (cotton bollworm)
Lineage: Eukaryota; Metazoa; Arthropoda; Insecta; Lepidoptera; Noctuidae
Exons: 6
Coding region: 127-741 (204 amino acids)
Source: RefSeq, a predicted model, not a curated record
ACUGUGCGCUUGAUCAGUACAACACUGUUGAAAGGAACCAAUCAGCGUACAUUCACAUUUUUAUAUAAAAAAGUAUUAAUUUAAUUACCUAUUGCAUUAGCUAAUAUAAUUUUAAACAUUAUUAAAAUGGCAACUAUUUACUUAUUGCUCGUUGGUGUUCUUUUGACUGCCUUUACGAUGAAUGCAGUGAAAGCUGCACCCGAGGAAGGAGAACUUUUAUCUGAUUCCAGAAAUAUUAUGCAAUAUGACAUGCCAGCGUCCUGCCAGGGACAGUCAUACUGCUUCGAAAAGGGAGAUGAUUACCCUGAUGACAAAAUUGAGGAACUUCUACAGGACUUGCUCGAAUCGGAGGUAGACCAAAAUACCCCCCAGGCUAUCGGGUCUCGUUUCGGAGAUACAUAUGACGAGCCAGACUGUGAAUCGACCUCUACGGAAGGUCCUAUCUACUACAUUACAGACACUAAUAACAAAGUCAGAGUAGUUGUACAAUUGCCUAAGAAGUUCCAACAGAUCUACAGCGUUAAGCGAUGCGCGAACGAGGGACCUAUCAAAAAGGAUACAUCGCACUUUUUGUUGAGAACUACUUUGAGGAAAUAUAAGAUGGAAUGCGUUACUACAAAAAUGAACUUCGACUUUUUCGUACUUAACGAAGAUGAAACGGGUCCCAAGAUGGAGAUUGCCUCGGCAAAGGACGGCAUUCCGGUAUGCUGCAAGUGCCGUUACGAUGCUAAACGAGACUGAACUACUAUGUAAAUCUACAAGUUGUGUGAACAAAAAGCAACAAUGUCUUUAGUUUCAUGUUAAUUAUUCCUUGUAUAGGGAAAAAACUGAUGUAUAAUUUCAAGAACUUGUUUAUUUAUAACAUUUGUAUGAAUGUUUCAAAACGCCAUCUGUUUUCAAGCCAUCAGCCUGCCUCAAUAGUUUUUUUUAUUGAAUUGCUACUUUAAG